This is a messenger RNA of Scaptodrosophila lebanonensis, 768 nucleotides long. RefSeq lists its product as uncharacterized. The coding region runs from base 1 to 768 and encodes 255 amino acids. The transcript has 4 exons. The record is from RefSeq and is a predicted model, not a curated record. NCBI's taxonomy places the organism in Eukaryota, Metazoa, Arthropoda, Insecta, Diptera, Drosophilidae.
AUGCGCCUGUCAACGUUCGUGCGACCCGUCCAUUGCACAAAUACAAGCUCAGGGCUCCUGUCGCCAUUGUCGCCAUUGCGGCCGUUGUUUUUGUUGUUGUCAUCGUUGUUAUUGUUGUCGGCCACAUGCUGUGUCGCUCAUAGUGCUGACAACAAUUUCGAUGCGGUUGCUGAUGCGCUUACCGCACAAGCACUGCACACGGACAACAGCAACAUUCAGACCUUUGACAUGCUGCCUCAGCAAGAACAGCAUUAUGACAACCAUACCAAAGACACAUAUGACAACAGCAGCAGCAACAAUCAUUCUAAACGUGCAUUGUCCCGUAGGAAGCGGUACUUGGAAUUCCCGAAAGGAUCGCGUAUGUCGUGGCGUACGAAUAUACGAAACAACUUGUUGAAAAUCAAUACGCUUAUAUCAUACGGCUACGGGUUUCGUGCCAAUUGGGGAUUUCCGGACCUUAAGGAGCAACGUCAGAAGAAUCGCAUUUUUUUCAAGCGUGAUUUGUUUCAGAAUGUGGAGACCGCUCUAAAUGGACAUGGCUUCGAUGGACGCGCUUGUAUUCUGAAAUCAUAUUGCACUGCUCUUCUAGACGUGGACAACGGCCAUAAAAGCGGCAUGCUCUUCAAGAUGUUAAAGCUGGUAUUUAGCCUAGAUGAGCAAGAGAAAAGGCAUUUACCUCACUUGCGUGAGGAAAAUUGUCAACAAAUUUUGCACAGUCAUUGUCCGUUGAGCUUCGACAGCAUUUCACCAUAUACAGAUGAUGUCUGA